Peronospora belbahrii is the source of this 2817-nucleotide messenger RNA. NCBI's taxonomy places the organism in Eukaryota, Oomycota, Peronosporomycetes, Peronosporales, Peronosporaceae. The record is from the annotation of a GenBank genome assembly.
AUGUUUACACCGUUUCAUGAUGACAACUUUGCUACACGUGCUAUUUGUAUUGGUAGCGGUCGUUUUAUGCGUGCAGUACUGAUUCCUGUGUUUCAAGCACUUGAGAUUGGUGUCGUAGUGGCUCAAACUCGUGGGACAAAUUUUGCAACGGCUUGUAUCAAUUCAAAAGGAAAAUAUGAGGUGGAUAUUAUCGAUCCAAAAGGAGGUGUGACGACAAAAAUGUAUCAAGUAAAAGCGGUCGGGUCUUUGGGUGUACCAGAAGGUCGGACGGCGUUUAUAGAGCUUCCGGCUAAAUUACCACAUUUAAAGUACGUGGGUUUUGGAGUUACAGAAGCUGGAUUACAAUCAAAUACACAGGUUAUUCAGGAUCUAGCUGCGUUCCUACAAGGUGCUUUUCAAGCUAUUCCUGACAACAGUUUGUCCAUUAUCAAUACGGACAAUUUCCCAAACAAUGGUGAUCAUAUUCAAAAACUGGUGUGUGAGUUAGAUUGGGUCAAAUGCCAUGAUGCUACUGCGUUUCGGACAUAUUUGGAGGAUAAAGUGCACUUUCAUAAUACCAUGGUAGACCGAAUUACAAACCACCGGAUUGGAGACUCCCUAGUACCUCUUACGGAGCCGAUGCCGGCGAAAGCUAUUGUCAUUGAAGACUUGAAGGGAGUACUGGAUGCUGAUACUUUUCAAAAAGUACCCGGUGUUCACUUGCGCACUGCAGAGUCAGAAAUUGCCAAGGACUAUUUGCUCAAGUUUUCGUUGGGGAAUGCAGUGAACUCGGCGAUGGUUUAUCUCCUGGCACUUUCACGACGACGGAAAGCCAAUGAGUUCCAGAAGUUCCCGAUCAUCAGCGAGUACUUAGAUGCACUGUUUGAAACGGACAUUUUACCAGCAUUAGUUGCUGGUAAUGUCGCUGAAAAUGAAGCUCGAAAGUUUUAUGCGGAGUGGCUUGUGCGCAUGAAGCAUCCUCACUUUGGGCUGGACAAUUUUUGGGUCGCUCAGAAUGCACUUUUGCGAAUUCACGUUCGUCUUUUGAACUCGGUAAACAUUAACAUUGCUAACAACGAGAACUACCGUCCAAGCAAGUUUAUGGCGUUUGCAAUUGCUGUUGCAUUGCGAUUCCUUACACCGUGUCAAGCCGAUUCAAAACGCGACGCCUCGACCAUCUUCGUUGGUCAAAUGGACUCCAUCCAGAAUAUCGCGCCCAUUUACUCGACAACUGAAAAGACUUGGAGCUACGAUAGAGGUCUUACCGCCAACCUCUCUACGGGUAGUGAGGAGGUUCUUGGUGCCAGCAAGAGUAGUAGUCAGGACUUCCCCAAAUCUGCGCGUGCCGAGUCUUCCUCUGAGAUAUCCAGUGGUGUUGGCGUCGCCGUUGCUAGCAUACUCAGCUCAGUCGAGGGCUUUGAUCUCACGAACGAUGCGUACGCUUCGUUUGCAGCUGAUGUUGCAGCUCUGUACCAGCGUCUCGUGUCCGGCAAGCAGACGGCCCUUGAGACCCUCAGCGACGUGCUACGCAAUCACCACACUAGUGAGUAUCUCGCUACCAAGGAGGAGGUUGUGACAUUUGUGCGCGAGACUGUCGCCAACGUCCAGAUCAUUGACGUGCAUACGCAUCUGUUCCCUCCAAGCCACGGCAAGCUCAUGCUCUGGGGCAUUAACGAGCUGCUGACCUAUCACUACCUCGUGGCUGAGUUUCUGCAGACGGCGCCCAUGCAAGUGGAAGAGUUCAAUUCAUAUUCGAAGGAAAAGCAGGCCGGUCUUAUCUGGCAACACCUGUUCGUCGACCGUUCUCCAGUAUCGGAAGCUUGUCGUGGAGUGCUGACGACACUGCACUUGCUGGGCCUGGACUGUCUUGUGGCAAAGCGUGACCUACCUGCUAUCCAGGAAUGGUUUAAACAGCAAGAUCCUGAGGAGCACGUUGACACGGUGUUUCGCCUGUCGGGCCUCAAGUAUGCAGUAAUGACCAAUAUCCCGUUUGAACCAGAGGAGGCUCGCCACUGGCUGGGCGAUCCGGCUACAAAUACGCCUCCGCCUGCGUGGUCGCGCAAGUUCUUCCGUUCGGCACUGCGUGUGGACCAGAUUCUUCUUGGCGACUGGUCGUCCAUUGGUCCGACGCUGGACGUGUUCAAGCUACCGCACACGCUGGUGGGUGUGCGCACGCUUUUGGAGAAGUGGAUCGAGAUCAUAAAGCCCGAGUACUUUAUGGCGAGUGUGCCCGUUUUCUUCAAGUACCCAGAUGAUAAUGCGCCCCAGUCUGGUGCGAAUGAACAGCCGAACGGUGCGGAGCUGCUGCUACAGGUAUUGCUGCCUCUGGCUGAAGAAAAGAAGCUACCUAUCGCGCUCAAGUUUGAUAGCGUGCGUCCUAUUAACGCUCGGUAUGGUGUGGCGGGCGACGGCGUAAAGCCCAGCAAUGUGGAUAUCUUGAUCAAGCUAUGCCGUGACUUUCCUAAAGUAAAGUUCUUGGCCACGUUUCUCUCGCGCGUGAACCAGCACGAGGUGACGGUGACGGCCAAUAAGUUUCGCAACUUGCACCUGUAUGGCUGCUGGUGGUACUGCAACAACCCGUCCAUCAUUGAGGAGCUUACGCGGAUGCGUAUCGAGAUCCUGGGCACGGCAUUUACGAGCCAGCAUUCCGACGCGCGUGUGCUGGACCAGCUGAUCUACAAGUGGAGCCACUCGCGCGAUGUGAUUGGCGAAGUGCUUGUCGACAUGUACAAGAAGCUGUUUGCAACGGGCUGGAAGGUGUCCAAGAGCGACAUUCAACGCGAUGUACAACGGUUGUUUGGUCAGAGCUAUGAAGAGUUUAUGGAGAAGGACAUGUAA